GUAACUUGAAUACCACUUGUAGUUGUCCAAGACACGCGAUGACUGUAUACUCCGAUCAGGCCACGGAGGACGAGACGAUGACUGAGAAGCCGCCAAGCAUGGAGGACGACUCUCCCGUUCAGACCAGGCAGUUCCUCCGCUCAAUAUGCGUUUCUCGGAUUGCGCUUGCAAUAUGUCUGCCUAUAUGCUUGGCCGUACAAGUUCUACAUCUGAAGAAGAACCUCAUCGGCGGAGUGAUGCUGGUAGCUGACGCUGUGGGGCUCGCGUGUGUCGUGUGCGCGAUGAUCGCUCACAUCCUUUCUAUGAAACCGCGUAUCGAAAGGUUGCAGCGUCACCGGAUCUACUGCUAUCUCGUCUUCAUCGCCAUCCUUGUCGCACUGAUUUUGCAACCAAUCAUUAUCGCAAUCCGAGUCCUGACCACCCACAAGGCGCUCCCAGUCGAGCGAAUCGACAUUGCUCGAUAUGCAGUUCUUAGCAUCACCUUGAUCAUAGGCGGUAGCCUGCGACGAGGGCCAAAGAUGUGCCACGAAGCUGAAGAUCGAGCCAACGUGUUCGACUGGUCUGGCAGCUCGAUCCUCAGCUUCAUAGGACUCUUCUACGUCUGGCCUCUCGUCACACGAUCUUGGAGGGCGGACCAGCUAAGACCCACUGAUCUCCCUCAUCUUGAACAAACCAUGCGCCAAUCUGGUCUGCGGGAGAUGCUCGAGGACACUGUCACGGGGACUUGGACGGAAAGGACUCUGUUGUACGCUGCGUGGAAAGGGAAGAUCUCCAUCAUCAUUUCUUGUGAGCUCGUUCGUCUUGCAGAGCUGACCUUAGCCCUGCUCUUGGAUGCUCUGCGGACGGUCGCGAGUUUCGUCCAGAUCUACUCGAUGCACGAGAUUAUUGACUCGUUUCAAAACUCGGCCGAACACGAUCGCAAGUAUAAACAGCUCAUGUGCGUGGGUCUAUUCUUAGGCAGCACGGCUGAGGUCCUCCUUGCAUCGUACCUAUCGUAUGUCAGCGCAAUGUAGGACAGACUGACACGUAGUGUACGAGAAAACUACAAACUCAAUCUACCAACACGGAUGAAGCUCGCCAGU
Kockovaella imperatae is the source of this 1082-nucleotide messenger RNA. RefSeq lists its product as hypothetical. The record is from RefSeq and is a predicted model, not a curated record. Lineage: Eukaryota; Fungi; Basidiomycota; Tremellomycetes; Tremellales; Cuniculitremaceae. The transcript is spliced from 3 exons. Bases 39 to 1013 code for a protein of 324 amino acids.